AUGAAUACGGAAAAAGAUGCGAGAAGUGGCGGUGCGAAUACAGGAAGGACCCUGAGCAAUGCAACGACUUGCCUUGGUCGCGUCGUGCGACUACAAGUCGCCAUGAAAAUCGACCAAAUGGUACAAGACCUACCGCGAAUCGCCGCCGCGGGGGCCCUAAAGGUCCUCACUCUCAGCUACUCCGGCCCUUAUGCUUACCACACCGUCGAUCCGAUCGAGAAGAUCGCCGAGCUCAACAAUGCAAAGCCGCGAGACGACAACCAGCUGAUAAAGGCGCUUGCACACUUUCGGCAUCUCAAGAACCAGGAGCUCGACUUUGUGGGAAAAGCAGCCGCCUUGUCCGCCGCGGCCGUCGUCGGCGUCUUUUCCUGGCCGACGGCGGAAAAGACCAUCUGGGUGGCAAAGAUGCUGUGGAACUGGAGCUUCUUCACAUCGUGCUUCGCCCUCAUCAGCUCGGCCCAGCAGCGGCUCCUGCGGCGGCUGCCCGGUCCCGAAGACGACGACCUCGUCUUCCCCGACGAGCAGGUCCAGAUCGCGCUGAAUCUGCUACUGCAGCCCGUCCUCAAGGUGCCCGACGGGGGCAAGGAGAGGGGACGAAGGGUCGCCAUCGUGACAUUAUGCGGGUGCGCUCUGGUGGUUCUCAACUUUUUCUUCUGUGCAGGCGUCUGUCAGCUUCGCCUGCAGCCUGGCAAGGGCCACGGAGCUUCUGCCGACUCCUGGCUGCCGGGAGGCCAUUCCGGGCAUCCAGCUGCGUAA
Pyricularia oryzae 70-15 is the source of this 756-nucleotide messenger RNA. RefSeq lists its product as uncharacterized. Lineage: Eukaryota; Fungi; Ascomycota; Sordariomycetes; Magnaporthales; Pyriculariaceae. The transcript is spliced from 4 exons. Bases 1 to 756 code for a protein of 251 amino acids. The record is from RefSeq and is a predicted model, not a curated record.